Wyeomyia smithii (pitcher-plant mosquito) is the source of this 1683-nucleotide messenger RNA. Its product is annotated as actin-1. Gene Ontology annotation, biological process: mitotic cytokinesis. The record is from RefSeq and is a predicted model, not a curated record. Bases 188 to 1318 code for a protein of 376 amino acids. The transcript has 2 exons. NCBI's taxonomy places the organism in Eukaryota, Metazoa, Arthropoda, Insecta, Diptera, Culicidae.
GCCCUCGUAUAAAUACCAUCGCGCGGGACCGUCGCUAAGUUAUUCUAGUAUCAGAAUUUUUCGUCGCGACACGUGCUCCAGUUUGCUGCCAGGGUAGUGAAGUGAUCUGCUCUUUUUCAGGACCAACGCAUAGUAUUUAGUGCAUUUCUAUUAAUUGAUCGUUAGCGAAAACGUAAAAGAAGGCAAAAUGUGUGAUGAAGAUGCAGCAGCGCUCGUUGUGGACAACGGAUCGGGAAUGUGCAAGGCCGGAUUCGCUGGUGAUGAUGCACCGCGAGCAGUUUUUCCGUCCAUUGUCGGUCGACCCAGGCACCAGGGAGUGAUGGUCGGUAUGGGUCAAAAAGAUUCCUAUGUCGGAGAUGAGGCUCAAUCAAAGCGAGGUAUCUUAACCUUGAAAUACCCAAUUGAGCACGGUAUCAUCACCAACUGGGACGACAUGGAGAAGAUCUGGCAUCAUACCUUCUACAAUGAGCUGCGUGUGGCCCCAGAAGAGCACCCAGUUCUAUUGACUGAAGCCCCACUGAACCCAAAGGCCAAUCGUGAGAAGAUGACUCAGAUUAUGUUUGAAACUUUCAAUUCGCCAGCCAUGUACGUUGCUAUUCAGGCUGUUCUGUCUCUGUAUGCCUCCGGUCGUACCACCGGUAUUGUACUCGAUUCCGGAGAUGGUGUUUCCCACACUGUCCCAAUCUAUGAAGGUUAUGCCCUGCCUCAUGCCAUCCUCCGUCUGGACUUGGCCGGUCGUGAUUUGACUGAUUACCUGAUGAAAAUAUUAACCGAGCGGGGUUAUUCAUUCACCACAACAGCUGAGCGGGAAAUCGUUCGCGAUAUCAAGGAAAAGCUGUGCUACGUCGCACUGGACUUUGAGCAGGAAAUGGCAACCGCUGCUGCCUCCACCUCUUUAGAAAAGUCAUAUGAACUUCCAGACGGACAAGUGAUAACCAUUGGCAAUGAACGAUUCCGCUGUCCGGAAGCAUUGUUCCAGCCAUCUUUCCUAGGAAUGGAAUCCUGUGGCAUCCACGAAACUGUCUACAACUCGAUCAUGAAGUGUGACGUCGAUAUUCGUAAGGACUUGUACGCUAAUACCGUUCUAUCCGGUGGUAGUACCAUGUACCCGGGUAUCGCUGAUCGCAUGCAGAAAGAAAUCACCGCUCUGGCUCCGUCAUCGAUCAAGAUCAAAAUCAUUGCACCACCGGAACGGAAGUACUCCGUCUGGAUCGGUGGAUCCAUUUUGGCUUCCCUAUCCACCUUCCAGGCCAUGUGGAUAUCCAAACAGGAAUACGACGAAUCUGGACCGGGAAUAGUACAUCGCAAGUGCUUCUAAACAGGUGUAGGUUUUACGUGCUGAUACGUGCCAAAGAUCUUGUAAACGCCGAUAGUAUUAUCGAUGUGGUGUGCCAUUUUAGUUCUACGGUAAUUGGUUUCUAGCAGAGUGUGUUUCCGGCAGGUUCCUUGUGUUUGAGUAUCCCAUAUCAGUUAAUGUUUUUACUUUAUUCAAUUGAAUGAGGAUUUAAUUCAGUGCUCUAGUGCUUACAACCUAUCUGUAUCGAGAAAUGAUCUCAAGCUACACGAAGCAAGUGUGUAUUCGCUCUGUAAUAAUCACUAUUACUAUUACGCUACUGUUAAUGACGUGUGCAUGAGUUAUAUUAAGAUCCCUUUUGUAGAAACUAUUAAAAAUGUGAUUCUUUU